Messenger RNA from Lepisosteus oculatus (spotted gar), 6271 nucleotides. It is a transcript of the gene zbtb42, whose product is annotated as zinc finger and BTB domain containing 42. Gene Ontology annotation, biological process: regulation of transcription by RNA polymerase II. The record is from RefSeq and is a predicted model, not a curated record. NCBI's taxonomy places the organism in Eukaryota, Metazoa, Chordata, Actinopteri, Semionotiformes, Lepisosteidae. Gene Ontology annotation, cellular component: nucleus. Gene Ontology annotation, molecular function: protein binding; DNA-binding transcription factor activity, RNA polymerase II-specific.
GCUUGCAGUGUAAUUAGCAAACAGAGCACUCACUUCACUUUACUCCCCUUGCUUUUUUCUUAACCUUGCUCGCUGGACUAGUGGCGAUAUACGCGAGGCUUGCUUUUGUGUGUGUGUGUAAAUGUAUGCUAUCAAAUUAAACCUGAAGACCAGCUUACCAAUCGCCGUGUGUAUGGGUUCGGUGACUUUCCUCUGAAAUUACAUGGAAAGUGCAAAAAAAAAGUAUUGAUCACUGAUCGAAAUCUGUUAUGUUGCUAGCUGGAGAGAAAGGUUAUGAAGGAAGAAUGGAGUUCCCAGACCAUAGCCGCCAGUUGCUGCAGUGUCUGAGUCAGCAGCGUCACCAAGGCUUCCUCUGUGACUGUACUGUUCUCGUCGGAGAGGCGCGAUUCAAAGCCCAUAGAGCUGUGCUGGCCUCGUGCAGCAUGUACUUCCAUCUCUUCUACAGGGACCAGCUAGACAAAAGGGACGUUGUGCAUCUGAACAGUGACAUUGUGACAGCCCCGGCUUUCAGCCUGCUCCUUGAAUUUAUGUAUGAGGGGAAGCUGGAAUUCAGCACCCUGCCUGUGGAGGAUGUUCUGGCGGCUGCCAGCUACCUUCACAUGUACGACAUUGUAAAAGUGUGCAAAGGCAAGCUAAAAGAUAAGGAGCUGUGCUCUUUGGAUGAAAAGAUUAAGGACAGGAUAGCGCUCAGCUGCCUGGAAAAAGAGAACUCUUCAGACGGAGAGCAUCUAAAGCAGCAGCAACAGCAGCAGCAGCAGCAGCAGCCGCCCACAGCAGAUGAAUUUGACACAGACAACGGGGAAGUGAGGCUGGCUGUCACGGAUUGUGAAAGGUCUGCACAGUGCAGGCAGAAGGCGAACGGUCACCCUGGCGGGUCCCUGGACCUUGUAGGUGUCAAUUAUGUGUCAGCUGAGGCCGAGUCCUGCGUCCGAACAGCUGGAAAAACAAAAGCUGAUGUCAGUAGUUCCACGGCAUCUCUGUCCCAGAGGUCCCGGGCUUCAGAUGACACGGACUGCGCUCUGGAUUUGUCUUUCAAGCCUCUGUCUAGCAGAGAUUCCUUACACCCCUCCUAUGUCUCGGGACAGCUGGCUUUCGACAGCCAGCAGCAGGGCACCGAGCCACUUGUUAAAGACGAACACGACUUGCUGUCAGAGCAGGAGGACAGUGAGCCGAUGAGCCCGGAGAGCCAGCGCUUUGGGAAUAGUGCCAGGAGCUCAGUGGUGACAGGGUUCGCUGCCCUCUUCCCAGGCAACAACGGCUCCUCGGCGGCUCUGCUCUCCCGGGAGGAUGACUUGAUGGAGCAGGAAGGAGGGGGGGGAGCCGGCGGAGGUGGCGGAGGGGAAGAGGGGGGGGCGCUUGGGGGGAGCGAGGAGGAAGAGGAGGACGACUUGGCCUCCUCGGACAUCUCCACCUCCAGCGGGGUGCUCCUGCCGCCCGGCCAGCAGAUCUGCGUUUGCCCGCUCUGCAGCAAGGUGUUCCCUAGCCCCCACGUCCUGCAGCUCCACCUCAGCUCGCACUUCCGCGAGAAGGACGGCCCGCGCUCCAAGCUGUCGCCCGACGGCUCGGUGCCCACCUGCUCGCAGUGCGGCAAGACCUUCUCCUGCAUGUACACGCUGAAGCGCCACGAACGGACGCACUCCGGGGAGAAGCCCUACACGUGCGCCCAGUGCGGCAAGAGCUUCCAGUACUCGCACAACCUGAGCCGCCACGCCGUGGUCCACACCCGCGAGAAGCCGCACGCCUGCAAGUGGUGCGAGCGGCGCUUCACCCAGUCCGGAGACCUUUACCGCCACAUCCGCAAGUUCCACUGCGGCCUGGUCAAGACACUGGCCAUCGGAUAAUCCAUCUCCGCGCGCCACAGGGAGGACGGAGUGGUUUUACACACCUGUAACGGAAUGCCACUAUGUAAAGCCUGUACAUAUGAAAACCUGUCAGGGGUGUCACUAAUUGAGAAUCACGAUAGACAAGGAGGCCCUGCAGACGUCUUGUUUUACAAAGCAGCGUAGCAGCAUUCAAUCAACUAAAUUAACAGGGAGCACCUCAACUAUAGCAGUCGGAACGUUUAUUGGACUUGAAUUUAUCUUUUGAGAAACUUCCAGUAAGCAUUUAUCUGUUGGGAACUGGUCAACACCAGCAGGCAAAGUUUCUCCAUCCAUGACAGGUUGUGGAGAAAUGCUCUGCCCUGUCUUUCUUUCUUUUUUUGUCCCCUGCAGGCGCAGGGCUCCACAGUUUAAAAUGCCAAGAGCACAAGAUUUAGUGAUGAGGAAGAGCAAACCACAGAUUCGCUAGUCGGUGUACAGCAACACCUCCAUCACUAGGGCUUGUGUAAAUUGAACAAAAAAAGUCUAGGAAAUCACAACCGGUCCAAUUGUGGUAAUCUAUUGCUGAUCUUUGUUUUCCAUAUUAUUUAUAAUUUUUUAAUUUAAGAAAUAUACCGAUAUGAGGGUUGUUUAAAUGGAAUCAGUAGCACUGGGCUUAUGAUGAAUUACCAUAAUUGGUAGUUCCAGGAUACAAGUGCAAGAAGAAAAUAAUUCGAAGAGUUACAGUGUAAAGAAGGUGAAAGCACACCUAACAGGAUAGUAUUUCACUAUUUUUUUUUUCCACGCAGUGUGUUGAUGUUUAUUUAUAGGAUGUGUUCUGUGACCCCUUUCACUGAAUCUGCAGCUGGUAGCUUAAACAAAAAGCCAGUGAGAUUUCUUCUUUAAAAAUUCAUUUUGUGCAAGAUCUAGAAAGGCCUGGAUAUACUUCUGGAGCCUUUAAAAGGAGUUUAUUUAAAGUCCUCGCAUUCCUGUCCUUACUGUGAAUUAAUGAUCCUGGAAGCAUGCACUAGAAAGAAUAGUUAAGACAAUGCUGAGAAAUUGAAUGCUGCUGUGCUUUAUGGCUUGACUCGGUUGAAAUGGAGAACAAAACAAUAUAUUUGGCUAUGGUGACAUUGCCUGCUGUACUGACGCAUAUGCUGAGUAUGAAAACUGACCCAGAUGCGUCUUUAUCUGCUUUUAUGGUACGUGUUUAUCAGUCAAAAAGAACUUGUAUAGGAUCUUGUAUAUUUGUACACGCAUAUAAGUCUUCUCGGAAAGCUGCAGUAUAUUAUAUAAUUUGUUCUUAUUCUCUGACCUGUCUAAAGCAUUUGUUUUGCCACCUGUUGCCAGUGGUUAAAGUAUCUCGGUAUCUCUCCAGGUUUUGAGUAAGUUACAGUCUAUAUGAUAUACUACAGCUAGAAAACUACUGAACUCAGUUAAUUCUGCACAUAGUCUGAGCAACUCUAGUGGACUUAACUUAAUUUCACAAAUUGGCAAGUUAUCUUUUGAGCCUUUUUGGUCAGUACUGUGGAUGCGUUAGAACUGUUUUUGGAUUCACUUUAAUUUUCCUUGUGUGAGAUGCUACAAGAGCUGGAUAUAGCACUAAAAUUAAACUAAGUUAUUUUCUUUUUAUCUUUCCUGAUAAAACUUGAUAUAGUAUUUAUUAGAUUUUUGUUUUGGUUCAGGGUUUACUAGAGUAUGAUGCUUAGUAUUACUUUUUAUUUACAAUAUCAAAGCACACUGAUAUAUCUUUUUUUUAUUUUAAUAGAUACAACACACUUAGCUUGAGUUCUUAUGCAUGACUAAUUGAGAAUCUUGGCUUGUUCAAUGAACAUACAUUUUGAAGGACUGUUUAGCUCCCGACACAGGUACUAACUUCAGUGGUGUCGGCUAAAAUCUGAUUUUUUAUUUGCAAUAUAUCAAUACUGUAAUGUGAAUCACCUCUUUAGUGGUGUCGUAUUCAGUGAUAAAGAUCAAACAUCUUAAAUGAAACUUUUAAGAUCUGCUACCCAAGAAACAAAAAAAGCACUUGUUUUGAGUAUGCAUAUAUUACAUUCUCAAAGUGUUGCUUCAUUACCCAAGACCUGUAUAGGCUGCUAUUAAAAAAAAUAUUCUUAAAUAUUUUUUAAGUUACAAUAGCCUGCAGUCUUUCCUUUUUUAUUUACCUCCCAACGUGCAGGUUUUAGAUGAACAAAAUUUCUAGAGGCACAGUCUUCAGAGACUUUCAAACACGCUGUGGUAGCUUCUUCCUAAGCUUCUCUCUUCUUCCUAAAGGGUUUAAGGCUCUUAAGGCUCAUUUAUAAUGCUGCAGGCUCUUGUACUUAACUGCUGGAAACAAUACAGGGAAAAUAAGCAAUGGAUGCUUUAUCAGCUCAGACUGGCAAAACAAAAGACAGCAAGAGAAAAACAGCUCAUUUGAAAGAGAAUAAUGGACGCUUUGGGUUAGUAGACCUUAGUUUCUGAAUAUCUCUAUAGAAAACAAACUUUCCUAUGUUCCCAUCAUAGGUAUUUUGGAACUUUGUGUGCCCUUAUUUUCUUCACUUUUAUGAUUUAGAAUGUACUUUAAUGACUGUAUUUUUCUCCUCUGCUAAGGAGAAACUCCUUGCACUUCUUAUUUUUUGUUAAAAAGAAUGAACUUCUUGGAGUGAGGGAUUUAUUUGAACGGAGAACUGAACAAUUGUAACUGCUGACUUUUUUUUUUCAUUUCACCGCAUCUACUUUGAUCACCGUGAUCUACUUUUUUUUCCAGGCAUGUUUAAGAGAAGUGCUUUGUUGUACCACUUUGAAUAAAGAUUGCACACUAAAAGAAGUUACAUUGAACUUCGAACACAAGUAACUGGAUUACAACUCUUUUAAUAUUUCGAAAUGAUCAGGUUUCUGAAAAUUAUCUAAAAACACUUUCAUUCAUAUAUUUAGAGUUGUUAUAGUGUAUUUGUAAAUAUUUUAAUUUCGGUACACCGUGGUAAUUAGAAAGUUAGGGGGAGAAAUGUAUUUAAAUGUACAAUAGAUUUAAGGGCUGUGUAUAUUACAGGUGAUGUUUUUUUUUUUUAGAAGGAAUGGUGCCUUGGAGUUAAGCAUUCAUCGAUCUACCCCUAGUUUUGACCCUAUGCUUGACUUGAGAGGAAAAUCCACUUUCAGAGUAUUUCCAUGAAAAGUGCUUAUUUGUUUCCUAAACAUUUUGAUCUCGUGAUUUCUCCAAAAUGUUUCUGUUUAUACUGUGUGCUAAUUGAACCCUGAACACACACAGGAGAGAAGUUUCAAUUAUUUUUUAACGAAGGAAGGAAAUAUCUUCUUUGAUGCAGCUAGUUUGCUCUAGUUUUUUCUUUGCUGAUUUUAAAAUGUUCACAUUUAGGAAAACAAAACUGUGAAUAUACAAAUUCUUUGUGUAGAGCGUAUCGGAGAUGGAUUAUGAUUGUCUGACUUUUUUAGCUUGUGUUUUUAUUUAUAUUUUCGGAAUUGUUCUAUGUGCCUUGUAGACACAAAGGGCCAAACUUCAUACAUGGAGUUUGAAUUCCUCAUCUCAUCUGUUUGCUGCAAAGUUAGAAUUCGAUCAAAGUGCUGAAUUUGGUCCCUACCCUAAUGUAAAAAAAGCAUGUGGUGUUCUGUUAAACACCAUUAUAAGAUAUGACAAUUUUAACAGAAUAAAAUUGCUUAAGCAGAACCAACAAAGUUGGUUUAUUUGAGAGGUUUUGAGUCACAUUGUGCUUAACUGAUUUUAGCCUUAUGUAUUUGAGAAGUACAUGCUUGUAACUGAGAGUAAUGUAUACCACAACUUUGAGGGCAGUACAUUGUGUAACAAACAAGCCUUAAACACAAACGCAUAAAAUGAAUGUGUCUACAUGUGGCUCAGUAGGAUUUUAAGGGGUUAAAGGUGAAACACUGGAGUACAGAUUCAUAGAGUAAUUGUGGCAGUAACUGCUAGAGCAUCCCUUGCACCUUGCAGCUUAGGGAUGUUAUAUUAAUUUUUAACUUAGUCUUUUAAGUUAAAAAAAUGAAAUGUGUAUAUGUAUAUUAAAACUGGAAUCUUGUCUACUGCAGUUAAGGUCCACACUGUGAAAUUGUGUAUAAUCAUGAAAAGUAUUUAUUGUUUGUUUCUUGUGCAGAAAUUUUACUGUAUCUCAGAAUUUUGAUGUGUACAAUGAAAGCUACUACUAAAUGUCAAUGGAAAUUUUUUAUAGAAUUUGUAGAAGUGCCACUAGAGUUGAAUAUAAUUUUUUUAUAAGAAAAGUCUAUUUUCUAGAAAACAAAUGCUUCAGUGUUAGUGCUUUAUAGGCUAUAGAGGACAAUCGGAAUGCUACAAAAAGGCAUUGCUUAGGUCUGUUGGCGCUUAUUUUAAUUUGUGUGAAUUUGUGUUCGCAUUUUUGAGUGUGCGCGUGCGUGGGAGUGUGUAUGUGUGCUGUGGAACUGUGACAAUCCUGAUUUAGGCCUGUUUUGUCCUUAGUUUUGCAUAAAUUAAAAAAGAAUCAACCGGG